Messenger RNA from Lactuca virosa, 243 nucleotides. NCBI's taxonomy places the organism in Eukaryota, Viridiplantae, Streptophyta, Magnoliopsida, Asterales, Asteraceae. The record is from the annotation of a GenBank genome assembly.
AUGCCUACGCUGGAAGAACACAUUUGUGCUACCCCUAACAAAUAUGAUGUGCUAUUGGUGAAAAAAGCAGGGAGGUACAAUGCAGAGGAUGAAGAGGUAAUGAAGAAGGUGGAGGCGCAAAACGACCUCGAGAAUUACACUUACAACAUGAGGAACAUGGUGAGGGAUGAGAAAUUUACGGCGAAGCUAACGGCGGAGAAUAAGCAGAGCAUUGAGAAGGCGGUGGACGAUGGGUUGGUGUAG